AUGGCUCUGCAGAAGGCCCUUUCAUUGCUUCUGCUGUUGCUGCUGACCGUUCUGGGGCUGGGUCUGGUGCAGCCCUCCUAUGGCCAGGAUCGCAUGUACCAACAGUUUCUGCGGCAACAUGUGGAUCCUGAGGGGACUGGCAAUGAUGGCUACUGCAACUUGAUGAUGCAAAGAUGGAAGAUGACUACACACCAGUGCAAGUGCUUCAACACCUUCAUCCAUGAAGCCAUCUGGAACAUUCAUAGUAUCUGCAGCACCACCAAUGUCCAGUGCAAGAAUGGCAAGAUGAACUGCCAUAAGGGUGUAGUGAAGGUCACAGAUUGCUGGGAGACAGGAAGUUCCAGAGCUCCUAACUGCAGAUAUCAGGCCAAAGCCAGCACUAGGCAGGUUGCCAUUGCCUGUGAAGGUAAUUCGGAGGUGCCUGCGCACUUUGACAAAUAA
This is a messenger RNA of Orycteropus afer afer, 441 nucleotides long. Its product is annotated as ribonuclease 4-like. The record is from RefSeq and is a predicted model, not a curated record. The transcript has a single exon. Bases 1 to 441 code for a protein of 146 amino acids. Gene Ontology annotation, molecular function: nucleic acid binding; RNA nuclease activity. NCBI's taxonomy places the organism in Eukaryota, Metazoa, Chordata, Mammalia, Tubulidentata, Orycteropodidae.